Messenger RNA from Exophiala xenobiotica, 1755 nucleotides. RefSeq lists its product as uncharacterized. The transcript has 4 exons. Lineage: Eukaryota; Fungi; Ascomycota; Eurotiomycetes; Chaetothyriales; Herpotrichiellaceae. Bases 1 to 1755 code for a protein of 584 amino acids. Gene Ontology annotation, biological process: xenobiotic detoxification by transmembrane export across the plasma membrane. The record is from RefSeq and is a predicted model, not a curated record. Gene Ontology annotation, molecular function: fluconazole transmembrane transporter activity.
AUGGACAACUUUCGCGACACCUGCGUUGGUCAAUUUCUACGUCUAAUAACGUGCAACAAGAUCCUACAGUACCCUGAUGAGAUCCACCCGGAAGCCUACCGACAAGCAAUCAGCACCGACCGGACCCUCACACAGGCGCAGUCGUUGCAAUCAUGGACCACAACGCGCAAUACAAAUAUACUAGAAAGUGGAGAGCGUUCCGCCAUCCGACCACUAACGAGCCGGCACUCAACCAUGGCAAGCAUCUUCAGCGUCGGCUCGAGAGAUACUGCGACGAACACUUCGACACCUCCGCCCGAAGCGGACCCUGACCUCACAAAGCUCGAGACUCAAGCUGACGACACCGAUACCAAGAUCGUGACGUGGAUCAAUGACUUCGACCCCGCGAAUCCGCAAAACUGGUCCUUCUUUAAGAAGUGUGUGACCACGGCUCAGGUGUGCUUACUCACGCUCUCGAUCUACAUUGGCUCCGCAAUCUAUACGGCCGGGGUAAGGGAUAUUGAACAAUAUUUCGGUAUUAGCGAGGUUGCUGCAGUGUUGGGCCUUACGACUUUCGUACUUGGGUAUGGGACUGGUCCGAUGUUUAUUGCCCCAUUCGCCGAAGCUCCUCCCAUCGGACGCUCUCCCGUCUACAUCCUCAGCAUCUUCUGCUUCAUCUGCUUGAACUUUGGCGUCGUUUACGCUCGCAACUUGGGCAUGUUAUUGGCCUUCCGGUUCCUGACCGGCUUUGUCGGUUCGCCCGUGCUUGCCACGGGAGGUGCCAGCAUGGCCGACAUCUGGUCACCCAAGAAGCGUGGCUACCCCAUCGGGACGUGGGGCAUCUUUGCGGUCUGCGGGCCCGUACUGGGCCCAUUGAUCGGUGGCUUCGCUGCCGAAGCGAAGGGCUGGAAAUGGACGAUCUGGGAACUUAUCUGGCUCAACGGCUUUGUCUUUGUGCUGCUUGCGUUUUGCCUUCCCGAGACCAGCUCUGCGACGAUAUUGUACCACCGCGCCCGCCGCCUGCGAAAGGCACUGGAUAAUCCGGCGCUCAAGACGGAGGCGGAGAUCGAAGCGCAGGGCAUGCCAAAGAGCGAGAUCGCCCGGGCCGCGCUGUGGCUGCCCUUCAAACUCACCUUCUGCGAGCCAAUCCUGCUGUUCACGGACGUGUACCUCGGCCUCGUCUACGCGGUGCUGUACUGCUGGUUCGAGGCGUUCCCGCUGACCUUUAGGGGUAUUUACAACUUCAGUCUCGGGACCGCCGGCCUGGCGUAUUUGGGCAUCUUGGUCGGUGCGCUGGUGUGUCUGGCGCUUUACUUCGGGUUCCUAUACUUCGUGCAGGAGAAGCAGUUCGAGGACGGGACACUGACGCCUGAGGCAAGGCUUCCACCCGCGAUCGUGGGCUCGAUUUUCUUGCCGAUCUCUCUGUUCUGGUUUGGCUGGACAGCGAGGGAGAGCGUGCAUUGGAUCGUGCCGAUCAUAGGGUCGAGCUUCUUCUCGAUCGGCGGGUUGUUGCUGUUCAAUGCCAUUCUCAAUUAUCAGGGCGAUGCGUAUCCAAAAUACAUUGGCUCCGUCUACGCCGGCAAUGAUCUCGCACGGUCUGCCAUGGGAGCCGGGUUCCCCGUCUUCGCGGGCGCCAUGUUCAGAAAUCUCGGCUUGAACUGGGGCUGCUCGUUGCUGGGAUUUCUUUCGAUCGCUUUCAUCCCCAUUCCGGUCAUGCUUUACGUGUGGGGACGCAAGAUUCGCUUGGCAUCGAAGUUUGCCCGACAUGAUAUUUGA